Symbiodinium natans is the source of this 1278-nucleotide messenger RNA. The record is from the annotation of a GenBank genome assembly. Lineage: Eukaryota; Dinophyceae; Suessiales; Symbiodiniaceae.
AUGGUGAAGCAGGCUCUUUGGGACUACGUGGCCGCCACUGCAGCAGUCCUGGGCUUCUAUGGGCGCUACGUGACGUCUUUUGAUCAGAUCCACCCGGAUGUGAGCCGCGGGAGGAUGCUGCCUCCGACGCAGCACAUAGGCACGCUGCGUUUCGAUGGCGCCCUUGCGCGGCGUUUCGAGCGCGACUAUGCUGAGCUGAAGGAGGUGACGCGCCGAUGCGCUCGACACAGCCUCUCGUACCCAGCGAUCGUGAGCAUGUGCCACGCGGUUCGCUAUCUCACGUGCGUGGCAGCAUUCGUGGCUCCGCGGUACGCGCUGCUGGUCGGCGCACUGCAGUUUGUCGUAGCGCCCCUGUCGCUACCAGUCGCCGCGAUGAAGCUGCUCACGUAUGCGCCGGAGGGUGUGCUACACUAUGCGCUGGCGCUCACGCUCGGCUUCGGUGGCGGUGUCGUGUUGGGACCAGUUGUCACUAUGGAUGGUCGGCUGCUUGCGUGCCUCAUGGCUGUCGAUCAAGUGGCGAAUCUACUCGUGUACCUGUUGUGGUCGGAGCCCUUUGGCCUCUCUCGCUUGAUACGGCAUGCAGUGUACGGGACACUUGAUACGAAGCUCGACUGGUUGGUCGUCUUCGGCUGCCUAUAUGGCUCGCAGCUCGAUAUCGGGCUCACGCUCCUUGUGGGCUUGCUGACGCUGGGAGCUGUGAAUACUGUCCUUCCCGAGGUGAAGGCUUGGCUUCGCGUCCCGUGCCAGCACGUGCUCUUCUACGUGGACCACCGGCUCGGCCAUCUCCCCACGGUGUAUACCCAUGCACACAAGAUGCACCACACGAUGCACGACACGACCCCUUGGAGCGCGCAUGCUUACGGCGAGGGCAUGAACGAGCACUACUUCCUAAUGCUGCUGGACAUCCUUCCUUGUAUGCUGGCCCCCUCGCUCUUCCACGUCCCUUAUUGCUUCAGCCUCCAUCUCCUCUACAUCACCUGGACGGACAAGCCUUCGCACACCCGCCUGAAGCCCGGAACCCCAUACGAGAUUUACGCCAACUUCCACAGCGAUCACCACGUCCUGCAUACCAAGAACAUGGCGCUGAUCCGAGGGGCGCUGCUCGACUUCUACUUUGGGUCGAUGGGGCCCACGACGCACGAGGCUGAGGGGCUGAGCAUGUCGCGCAGAGAGGAGGAUGGGGAGGUCGUGAUCGAAGUAGCGCAAGCCGGCGUGACAAAACUGAUCCAGACCGUCACAGGGUACGCUGUCAAGCUGCACAUGCGUAGUUGCCUAUAA